Arabidopsis arenosa is the source of this 2119-nucleotide messenger RNA. Lineage: Eukaryota; Viridiplantae; Streptophyta; Magnoliopsida; Brassicales; Brassicaceae. The record is from the annotation of a GenBank genome assembly.
CUUAGUCUUCAAUCUCUAUUAUUCUUCGUCUUUGUUCUUCAAAUCGUCUUCGAAUUAUGUCUGGAAUCUUCAGAUUUAGUGGUGAUGAAGAUUUUUUCCUUGGGGGAUCGAUGUAUCUAUCGCCAGGGAGCUGUCCCGGCGUGUAUUUCCCAGCGCGUAAGAGGUUACGUAUCGCUGCGCCUACGGUUUUCAGCGGUUUCGAGGAGAAGCAAACGUCGAUCGAUGUAUUGCCAGAUGAGUGUUUAUUUGAGAUUCUCAGACGUUUACCUUCUGGAGAAGAGAGGAGUGCUUGCGCUUGUGUUUCCAAGCAUUGGCUUAAUCUUUUGAGUAGUAUCACUAGGAGUGAAGUGAAUGAGUCAGUUCAAGAUGUUGAGGGUGAAGGGUUUUUGUCAAGAAGUUUGGAAGGUAAGAAGGCGACGGAUUUGAGGUUGGCAGCGAUUGCGGUUGGGACAUCGAGUCGAGGAGGGUUGGGGAAGCUUCAGAUUCGUGGGAGUGGUUUUGAUAGUAAAGUGACUGAUGCUGGUCUUGGAGCAGUUGCUCAUGGUUGUCCAUCUCUUAGGGUUCUUUCUCUUUGGAACUUGCCUGCUGUUAGUGAUAUGGGUUUGUCUGAGAUCGCACGGUCAUGCCCGAUGAUUGAAAAACUUGACCUUUCUCGAUGUCCAGGAAUAACUGACAAUGGUUUGGUUGCAAUUGCUGAGAAUUGCAUGAAUCUGAGUGAUUUGACGAUUGAUUCGUGCUCUGCUGUUGGGAAUGAGGGUUUAAGGGCUAUUGCUAGACGUUGUAUCAAUCUGAGAUCAAUCUCUAUCAGGAGCUGCCCACGUAUUGGAGAUCAAGGUGUUGCCUUCCUCUUGGCCCAAGCUGGUUCUUACUUGACGAAAGUGAAACUCCAGAUGCUGAACAUAUCUGGUCUGUCUCUUGCUGUUAUUGGUCACUAUGGAGCAGCUGUUACUGAUCUUGUGCUUCAUGGCCUUCAAGGUGUGAAUGAGAAAGGCUUCUGGGUUAUGGGAAAUGCGAAAGGGCUGAAGAAACUGAAGUCUCUCUCAGUAAUGUCGUGCCUAGGCAUGACUGAUGUUGGGCUUGAAGCUGUUGGAAAUGGUUGCCCUGAUCUGAAGCAUGUCUCUCUGAACAAAUGCUUGCUUGUUUCUGGUAAAGGACUUGUCGCUUUGGCCAAAUCUGCAGUGUCACUGGAAAGUUUGAAACUUGAAGAAUGCCACAGGAUCAACCAGUUUGGUCUUAUGGGUUUUCUCAUGAACUGUGGGUCAAAGUUGAAGGCUUUCUCUUUGGCAAACUGUCUGGGCAUCAGUGACUUCAACUCUGAAUCCUCUCUGCCAUCACCCAGUUGCAGCUCUUUACGUUCUCUGUCAAUCCGAUGCUGCCCUGGGUUUGGUGAUGCAAGUCUCGCUUUCUUGGGAAAGUUCUGUCAUCAGCUUCAGGAUGUUGAACUCUGUGGACUGAAUGGAGUGACGGAUGCAGGUGUGCGGGAGUUACUUCAGAGCAACAAUGUUGGUCUAGUGAAGGUGAACUUGAGCGAAUGCAUCAAUGUUUCAGACAACACAGUCUCUGCAAUUUCUGUUUGCCACGGACGCACAUUGGAGUCUCUUAACCUUGACGGCUGCAAGAACAUCACUGACGCAAGCCUUGUCACAGUAGCCAAGAACUGCUACUCAGUCAAUGACCUUGACAUCUCAAAUACUUUGGUCUCAGAUCACGGAAUCAAGGCUUUGGCAUCUUCUCCCAACCAUCUGAAUCUUCAGGUUCUCUCUGUUGGUGGCUGCUCAGCUAUUACAGACAAAAGCAAGGCAUGCAUACAAAAACUCGGCCGCACGCUUUUGGGACUAAACAUCCAACGUUGUGGCAGAAUCAGCAGCAGCACUGUGGAUACUCUUCUCGAAAAUCUAUGGAGUGUUCCUGUGAAUCCUGUCACUGAGUUCUGGUAAUCUAGUUUAGGGUUUAGUCUUGACCGUCUUUUUGGAGUUGUUGUCUCUCUAUGUUCAGUCAAGUUCUUGUAGAAAGUCCUUUGUUCUUUGGUUUAGGUUCGUGAUAGUGCCUUUUAUCUUCUUCCACUGUAGAGCUUUUGGCAAUGGCGGUGUAACUUAUUAGUCCGCCAUUACGACUCUUU